Molecule: messenger RNA, 3654 nt
Organism: Nylanderia fulva
Lineage: Eukaryota; Metazoa; Arthropoda; Insecta; Hymenoptera; Formicidae
Product: endoplasmic reticulum aminopeptidase 1
Biological process (GO): proteolysis
Cellular component (GO): cytoplasm; membrane
Molecular function (GO): zinc ion binding; metallopeptidase activity
Source: RefSeq, a predicted model, not a curated record
GCUCGCUCUUCAAUCACUUCUUCGUGAUCAUCCCAUUUCAAGAAGAACUUCGCAAUUACUUCUUCAAGUUUCAAAGAUGCGGCGAGGAUCCGUCAGCAGCUGGCAGUCCUAUGGACAGCGAAAUUAUCGUGUGGAUAAUUUUUUUUCAGCCGAUUGCAUGAUGGAAACGUAUUCCGGUAAUACCGCACUGGCUUCACCCACAGAGGAAAUUAUCCACCAACGGAAGGGCGGUUGGUUUUUAACAUACAAGAAAAUCAUUUCCUUUGUUGUCCUGUUUGUAAUUGUUAUCGUUGUUGCCGGUUUGAUCGGAUGGAACAUCGGCACGAUGCCUAAAACGAGAACAUACGAUCCAUUAGCUCUCAUUGAGGGCGAGACGGAGGAAAGCGACGUCGUCGUCGUCUCAAUGUCGCCUUUCGUUCAUCCCUUGAGAUAUGAUCUCGAAUUGACUCCGCCGAGCGACGUCAACGCGACGUUGAAUCUGAAAGGACGAGUCAUCAUCAAAUUUCGCGUCGAUGGCACACCAUCCUUAAGCAAAUUGUCUCUCAAUGCGAGGAACAUCACGGCAACGCGUUACAAGCUGUCGUUCAUAGAGGAGAACAAUGCGCGGGCAAAAAGAAGACGUAGGAGACGCGCCGAGGACAAUAAAGGCAAUCAGGAGGUCGUCGCAAACACCGGUAAUGUUACGACGACUUCUCUCGCAAACGUGACAUCUCCUCAAUUGGAAAAUCAGGAAACAACGCGCAACGAAGUUACCGAGUAUCCUUCAGGAAACGUGACCUUCUCCGGCAAUGAAACCUCUUCUGCGAAGAACGAGAGCACAUCCGUGACCAAUGGGCAAUCUAGGGAAGUCGCAAAUAUAACGACGUCUGAGUCGACGACGUCUGGACCAGAGACGGCAUCCACGAUAACUUCCGGUAACGAAAACGCAGGCGAGUUGGCGAUCCAGCGAUACGAAGAGGAUGCUAAUAACGGAUUACAUGUAAUACAUCCGGCCGUCGCUAUGAGUCCCGGAAUGUACAGCUUGGAGAUCGAUUACAAGAUUAUGCUCGACGGUAAGGCGAUUUACGCGGCAAGCUUCGGCGAUUCUGGCGAGGAAAGAUCGUUAAUCGGGACGCGAUUGAAACCUUUGGGAGCAUCACGUCUUCUGCCGGUUUUCGAUGACGUGAAUCUCAAAGCUAUCUUCUCGGUGUCCGUAGCACGUCCGCCCGGAGCGAGGGUCCUUUCGAACAUGCCUCUCAAUAUCUCGAGGAACACAUCGAACAAUCAGGUGAUUGACACUUUCAACGAUACCCCGUUGCUGUCACCUUACAAUUUGGCCUUCGUAAUGGGCGAGGUCGAGUCGUUAAGUAAAACAGAAGUGGAGCCCGAUAAAACGGCAGUAACUUUCUGGGGCGAUCCAAAGAGACGAUCACGAGGGAAAUACCUUUAUGACAAACUUAACCAAACUGUUACACAUUUAAACGACAUGUUUUCGUUGCCUUAUCCGCUCCCGAAAUUAGAUAUAAUCGCGUUACCGCCACGGAUCGUUGAUAACGCCGGAAGCUUGGGAUUAAUAUCGAUGAAGCAAUCGCUCUUCUACGCCGCGGAUCGAUCUCCCAUGGUCACGAAGACAGACGCGUUAAGCGCUCUGAUAAGCCUGAUAGGAGAACAAUGGUUGGGCGGUGUCGUGAACGUGAAGAACUGGACGGACGUUUGGCUCCUAGAAGGCUCCACACUUCAUUUGCGACAUGCAAUGAUUCAGAAGAUAGACUUGUCACUAGACUCCAAUCAUGCUUUCCUUGCCGACAUUCAAUGGGAUGCCAUGGAAGAAGAUGGUUACAGCGUUUCAAGACCGUUGCAAUCGAAUGUCAAUCCCGCUCAUCUGGAUUUCUCGGACGACAAUGGUCGACAUAAGAAAGGUGCAUGCUUGAUUCGCAUGUUGCACGGCGUGGUAAACGAUACCGUCUUUAGGAACGGCUACCAGAAAUUCGUAGCGAGGUGGAACUACUCGACAGUAAGCGUCGACGAUUUUUGGGAAGCGAUGGCGGAAGAAACCGUCGGUUUACCCCUAGAUAUUACUCUGGCCGAAGCGAUGAAUUCUUGGAUCUCGAAUCGUGGAUAUCCGAUCAUUAGAGUCACGAGAGACUACGAGGAGGGCACAGCUGUUGUUCGACAGCAAAGAUUUACAUACGAUCAAUCGUCAUCUGACACUCAACCGACGUGGUACGUACCGCUUGACUAUAUUAACAAAACGAGGAAUGAUUGGUCAUCUCCGACGAAGACGUGGUUACAUUACAAAGAGGAAACUGUGGUAGAUGAUGUUGGUGCUCAAGAUUCUUGGGUCGUGUUCAAUGUGAAUAGAACAGGUUAUUACCGUGUGCAUUAUGAUGAGGAAAAUUGGAAGCUCCUGGCGCAGGCCCUCGAGAAAGAUCACGAGGUCCUUCCGGCUGAAACCAGAGCAUCGCUUGUUGACGAUGUGCUCGGGCUCGCUGCGGUCGGCUUGACGAAAUACGCGACCGCUUUUGACUUUAUUAAAUAUAUGCAAAUGAAGGAACGACAUUACGCUCCUUGGAGCGUCGUGAUGCGUCAUCUGUUGAAAUUGAACGGUCUUCUUUAUGAAACGUCGAGCUUCAGUGUCUUUCAGGAGUUUACAUUGCAAUUCACAUCAAAGUUAUACUCAGACGUGGGAUGGAAGAUUGAUGAAGGAUCGGCGCUAACUUUGACUGCCCUUAAGAUAGCGUGCGCGUUCGAGAACGCUGAGUGUCUCGAAUGGGCCAAAAGUCAUUUUGCUAAAUUAAAGGAUCGUUCCGACGCGGACGAGGUCGUACCGGCGUACGCACGCGAAGUGCUAUAUUGUACGAUCGCGAGAUACGGCACGCGAAACGAAUGGAAUUACUUCGUUGAGAGAGCAAACUCUACAGCGGAUCGAGAAGAGAAAAAUCGUCUUUUAUCAGCACUCGCGUGCUUCCAGACGCCGUGGAUUCAAUCGCUACUUAGCGAGCUUCUCGAGGGAAAGAUCUAUAAUGAGGACGAGACGCAAAGGAUCUUAAGAAGUUUUCCGCAAAAUCCAGUUGCCGCGCAACUCGCCUACAAGUUUGUGCGAAAUAAUUGGCAGGCUAUCGUCACAAGAUUCUCGAAAUCUCGCCUGAUCUUGAAAGCUUUUGCGUUGGCAACCAUGAACGGUUUGAUCAGCAAAGAAGAUCUGGAUGACUUUCAGACCUUCAGCGAGGAUAAUCGCGAAAGCAUAAAAAUCGUAGGAUAUACCAUGGGGAUGGUCGAAGCUCAUGCUAAUUUCGCGCUAAAAUGGUUGACGGAAUCCUUGCCGGAAGUCCAGGAAUGGUUAACGGCGAACAAUUCCACGGAGGUACCGACAUGAAUAUUCGAGAAAUAUUCUUCCAGGUUGCAACAGGAUGAAGGGGUCACCAUUGUGCACGAUUAUCGAUUCACACUUUUGUGCACGACGUGUGCUCGCAUACGGAAAGAGAACUACGUGGACUUUUCUACGACAACAAGUUUUAUUUCUCCGUAUGCUUUUGUCAAGCAUGAUUACAAAACCAAGCAACAAGAAUCUUGUCCUUAUAUCGUUUAGCCUUAGAACGACGGUCGUUAGUAUAAUUAGUGUUUGUAAGUACAUAUUUAACAAACGAUAUAUAUAUAUUAUAUAUAAUAAUCGUA